AUGAACUUAUUCUAUCCUACUUGGACUUAAAACUGGAACCAUAAUGAAUUGUCAACAAUCGAUACCGAUACUACUGAUAAUGAGGAUAACAAUUUUGAAAUCGAGUAAAAUAUUUGUUUAAAAAAUCUAAGUGUUAAACCUUAAAAAAAGCACUUCGAAACCAUACAAGAAAAAUAAUAAUAUAUAGAAGAGUAUACUAAAAAGAAAAAAACAGAACUCUGCAAGAAUUUUGUAAUGACUGGAAAAUGUAAAUAUGGUGAUAAAGUAUUUCUUUUAUUAAAUUUAAAGUGCUCAUUUGCUCAUGGUAUAACUGAAUUAUAGCCUAAAACACAUUUACAUUCCAAAUAUAAAACUAAACCAUGCAAAAGAUUCUUUUAAUAAGGAUAUUGUCCUUAUGGAAUAAGAUGUCAAUAUAUUCAUGAUGAAUUAAUAAAUAGAAAUGAAUUUGAAGGAUUCUUAUAAACAUCUUAUAAAGAACUUGGUUUAAAAGCUCCAAUUUCAUCAAGUAUUAAUUUAAAUUAAUUUUAGAAUAAUUAAAAACUGAUGUAAGAAACGAUAUUUAAAGAUUUAUAAUAACAAUGAAUAAUAAAAACAUAGAUCAAGAAUUAUUAAUUUAUCCUAAAUCUAGAUUGUCAUUUUUUAAAUAAAUAACAGAUCCAUAUUAUAAUUUAUUAUCAGAUGAUUCUCAAAAAAAUGUUUGA
This is a messenger RNA of Paramecium primaurelia, 701 nucleotides long. Lineage: Eukaryota; Ciliophora; Oligohymenophorea; Peniculida; Parameciidae. The record is from the annotation of a GenBank genome assembly.